CUCAACCGGAAAAUUGCAGUCCCAAAGCUGAUUCGACAUGGUGUCCAAGGUGUGCUGGAUACUACUUGGAGUGGUGGUGAUUCAAGUUGUUGGAAAGCCUGUGACCGAUGAAGAAUGGAAUAUCCCUCUCCCGGACUAUCCAGAUCGCGAUCAUGAUCGAGACCCAACUUUAAAUGAGAUAGCGACAAACCAACCUUGCGGACAAUCAUCCGGAUCCUUGGGCAAAACGCUCAAGUGUUACGCCAAGGGACCACUGCUUUCCAAGGAUCUGCUCCUACCAGCGAAGCGCAACGCCGUCCAGGUCGACACCGGUCCGAUUAGCUGCGAAGAGGUCACCGGGUACAUCAUGGCCCUGCAUCGAACGUACAGCCGACGGUGCGCCAACCUGGCGGAUAGGUGUCCCCCAGAGUACCGGUACGCCGUGUCUUGGUUCGGCCGAGUGUCCCGCGAUAUGGCGCAAAAGUGCGACAAAGAGAGUGGUAGCGCCGAGAAUUGAUCAAUAAACGCUUGAUUAUCUUGAAA
Culex quinquefasciatus (southern house mosquito) is the source of this 522-nucleotide messenger RNA. RefSeq lists its product as uncharacterized. Bases 38 to 496 code for a protein of 152 amino acids. The record is from RefSeq and is a predicted model, not a curated record. NCBI's taxonomy places the organism in Eukaryota, Metazoa, Arthropoda, Insecta, Diptera, Culicidae. The transcript has 2 exons.